Messenger RNA from Pneumocystis jirovecii RU7, 867 nucleotides. RefSeq lists its product as uncharacterized. Gene Ontology annotation, biological process: basic amino acid transmembrane export from vacuole. Gene Ontology annotation, cellular component: fungal-type vacuole membrane. Lineage: Eukaryota; Fungi; Ascomycota; Pneumocystomycetes; Pneumocystales; Pneumocystaceae. Bases 1 to 867 code for a protein of 288 amino acids. The transcript has 8 exons. The record is from RefSeq and is a predicted model, not a curated record.
AUGCAUUUAUGGAAUAUAAUAUAUACAAAAGUUUCGAGUACGAAAAACACAAUGGGGUUUUCUGCAUUGAAUAAAAUAUCAUUAAAGGAAGGAUUGUCUGGUAUUUUUGGGUCUAUUUCUCUUGCUUCAUGGAUUAUUACGGUGUAUCCACAGUUAAUUGAGAAUUACCGGCGAAAAUCUGGUGAUUCAAUAUCACUUCCGUUCUUGUUUUUAUGGCUUGUGGGUGAUAUAUUUGGGUUGAUAGGGUAUGUUAAGAAUUGUGUGGGAGAAGUGCUUAAUGGAAGAAAGAUCAGUAUGGGGGAAGCUUAUACAUAUUAUUAUUGUUAUCCAGUUUUGUAUUAUAAACAUCGAUAUCAUUUGCGGAAUAAUGUACAAGAAAAAGUAUUUAAAGGGACGACACCAUUACAAGUAUUUUUGUCGAUGCUGAUUGUAAUUGUGUUUGGUGUUCUUGGUUGGAUUAUUACGGUUGCAAUUGGUGGAGUGAAAAAGCCUGAUACACAAACACCUAAUUCUGUCGGAUUUUUAGUAUUUGGCUAUAUUGGUGCUUUUUUAUAUUGUAAGUUGUUGAUUGGUAAUCAUAUGUAUCUAUUUUUAACUGAUUGGUAUAUAGUAUUUGCGAGAAUUCCACAGAUUAAGAAAAAUUUUGAAAGCAAAUCGACAGAAGGUUUAUCUCUUUUAUUUUUUGUUUUUACGCUUUUGGGGAAUAUUACUUAUGCGAUAAGUAUUUUAUUAAUCGAUGUAUCACGCAAAUAUAUUAUGAUGAAUCUCCCAUGGCUAUUAGGAAGUCUUGGAACGUUAUCCAUGGAUAUAUUGAUAUUUUUUCAAUUUAUGAUAUACAAACGAAAAGAAAAUGGAAAUUCCACUUGA